Molecule: messenger RNA, 3041 nt
Organism: Penicillium brasilianum
Lineage: Eukaryota; Fungi; Ascomycota; Eurotiomycetes; Eurotiales; Aspergillaceae
Source: the annotation of a GenBank genome assembly
ACCAAUACCAGCAUAUUCCCCUUUUUCAUAGUUUACGGCAAGAUCGAUCUGGAAUGCCAGUCAAGUUUGUUGCGGGCAGCGGGGGAUCCGAUUGGGCUAGCGGCACCACUAAAAAUUAUCACGGAUUAACUAACCCGGCCACUCUGUGCAGACCCGAUUGCCGACUUUCCCCUCUACCAACUUUUCCACGGUGGAGUUUUCAUCUGCACGCCUUGACCUCCGUGACAUCCAACUUACUUACACUUCAUUCAACUGACUCCUGGAAUAUCAUCCCGGGUGUCUCUUGAAAUUUUUUCCUCGCUUACCACCCUCAAACGUUCCGUGUAAGAAGCGCGCACAAUUUCGCAGGCGCGUUUCUUGAACCUCUCGUAACCGCAAUCAUGGCGCCCGCUAAGGCCAAGGGCCAGAAGAUGAGCAUGGUGGAGUUCCUGGCAGUCGACAAGCCCUCUGGUGAUUUCAGCUGGGCCGAUGAAUCUGAGGAGGCUGGCCUCGAGCAGCCCAACGUGCCCGCCGAGAGAAGGGACACUCGCCCGUCCUAUGGUGGCUACGGAAGUAGUGGUAUGGACCGUGAGGCCCGUGGUGGAUUCGAGAGCCGUGGAUACGAAACCCGUGGCGGAUACGCUGUUCGCGAGCCCCUCGAUCUUCCCACCGAGCCCCCUUUCACUGCUCACAUCGGAAACCUUUCCUUCGAAGCCACUGCUGCCGACGUUACCGACCUCUUUGCUGAAUGUGGUGUGACCAAUGUUCGAAUUGUCGAAGACAGACAGACCAACACCCCCAAGGGUUUUGGCUACAUUGAGUUCGAGACCGUUGCCGGUCUGCAAAAGGCCCUUGACCUGUCUGGGACUACUUUGAUGGGCCGUACUAUCCGCACCAGCGUCGCCGAUCCUCCCAAGGAGACCCGCGCUGACCCCCGCGACAUGGACUGGACCCGCCGCGGCCCUCUUCCCCCGGCCCCCUCCGAGCGCCGUGCGCCCGAACGUUCCAGCUUCGGUCGCAAUAUGGAUGCUGCCUCCGACGCCGGCAGUGAGCGUGGUGGCCGCCGCAGCAACUUCGAGUCUGAUGGAAAGUUCCGCGACUUUGGCAACUGGGAGCGCAAGGGCCCUCUUUCUCCCCCGGCUGGUGCUGGCUUCCGCGAGGGUGGCCGUCCUCGCAACAACGAUGGCCCCGCACCUUCCUGGGGUGAGGGUCGCUCGCAGGAUGGUUCCCGGCCCCCGCGCCCCGAUCGUCCCGAGCGCACCGAGCGCCCCGAGCGGGCCCCUACUGCUGCCGAUAUGGACAACCAGUGGCGCACCAAGAUGCGCCCCGAUGCCGCCCAGAAGGAGCCUACCUCCCCCACCGCUCCCGCUUCUCGUCCCAGACUGAACCUGCAGAAGCGCACCGUCUCUGAGGCCGUUCCCACACCCGCCGCUGGCGCUGGUGAUUCCAAGGCUAGUCCCUUUGGUGCUGCUCGCCCCAUCGAUACUGCUACCCGUGAGCGUGAAGUAGAGGAGCGCCGUCAGGUUGCUCUUCGCCAGAAGAAGGAGAGCGAUGACAAGGCCAAGGCCGAGAAAGCUGAGAAGCAAAAGAAGGAGCCCAAGCCGGGCAUGGAUUCCAACAAGGACGCCAUUGAGCCCCCCAAGGGUGGCGGUAACUUUGAGAUCCUCCGGCGGGCCGGUGAGGAUGAGAGCAACACGACCGCUGAGAAGGAGACCGAGGAGACGACUACUACUCCGGCUGCUGCUACUGAGGAGGCCCCCAAGGAGGCCGCCUCCAAUGGCAACUGGCGAGCUGCCGAGACCCCUGCUGCCCCUGCUGAAGAUAAUGACGGAUGGAGCACUGUUGACACGACCAAGAAGCGUGGCCGCCGUGGUGGCCGUUUCUGAUUGAUCUUUGGAUACCCCGACGCAACCUCCGCUUUUCGCCUCAACUGUGGUUUGUUGGUGCACGAGGCUGGAUGAAUGAUACAUGGUUAUGGGUGUACUGAGGGGCUGCGAAAAUCCCCUUUUCGGAGGGAAUUGUUGACCGCGAUUCUUAGGGGUUCCAUGACCAACCUCAUUCAUCUGCCUUGGUCUUUUUUUUCUUCUUCACGACGGUAGUUGUUACUUCCAACCCUGACCAUCCUCAGUUCUUCCUUCUCUGCCUUUCUCACCUGCUGCUCAUGAUCUUUACCUUUUUCUUGUUUCUCUCGGGGCUAGCUUCCUGAUAUACAUCUAGUCCUCGCUCUGAUGAUUUUGGCAGUAUGAAAAGUUUUCUCCCGCCGUUUUCCUUCUGUUUUUGAUGUCAUGUCGCUGUUCGCUAUCUAGCUUUUAUUCCCAUGUGUCUUGACUCGUGUGUGAUUUUGCCCAUGACCAUGACAGCCGAUGCGAAAUGAAGAUUACCCUGAUUUCCUUCUUAUCUCCUUGUUCUGUCUCCCCUCUUAUGACUGAUCCUUGAAUGGGUCUUGCUACGUUCAUGCCUUGUCGCAGACUAGGUAGACCAGCACAGCAUUGGGCGUUGGGCGUGUGGAGUCUUUAGAGCCAUCCCGUAUUCCCAGAUCGUUCGAAUACGAAAUGACCGAAAUGAGAGACGAAGUCAUCAUUAUGAGCAUAUUUUAUGGUUUCGAUGGCCAUAUCCGGACGCUCUGCUAGAUACCUUUCUCUUUUUCGGGCCUCUUCCCCUCUCCACUUUCAGUCUCGUUACGUGUGAUUUGCAGUGCCCCGUGCGUCUCUUCUCUCCAUUUGGUCACUUCAGCUUGCGUGUGCAAGUCAUGAUGGUGCUCAUGUGUCAUGUCUCGUGUCUCAUGUUUCUUGAGUAUAGAUUGAAAUGCAGUCUUCACUGACAGACCUGGAACCACCCUUGCUAAGGGAUAUCCUUGUAGUCGAUACUGGCACUGUGUGGAGCAUGUAGAUGUAUGGCCGUCUUUCUCUCUCGAGUAGAGCGAGCAAAGCAUGCAGGCUCACGGUUGUCAGUAGCCCAAAUGAUACUAGAGUAAGCAUAAUAGAAGAUUAUUGAGACCAUUCAUUCCUCCGGCAGGCCACUGAUACUCCGUCAGGGGGGUGGUGGGACCAUCGAACCUUUUU